This is a messenger RNA of Canariomyces notabilis, 471 nucleotides long. RefSeq lists its product as uncharacterized. The transcript has a single exon. The annotation marks the transcript as partial. The record is from RefSeq and is a predicted model, not a curated record. NCBI's taxonomy places the organism in Eukaryota, Fungi, Ascomycota, Sordariomycetes, Sordariales, Chaetomiaceae. Gene Ontology annotation, cellular component: mitochondrion.
CCGACACCACAGCAGUUGGAGAGGCCGCCGUAUCCGCCGGUCCUCUCGCCACGGUCCCUGAAACAACUAGGCCUCUAUUUUGGCGGCACCGGCUUCCUGGUCUUCUCCAUCAUCGUCACGCGACGCGCAGUCAGGAGAUACCAACUAGCCUCCCAACUCAAGUUCUUCCAGCCAAACAACGGCAAUGGCCGCACCCAUAACGGCCCUCCCGAGAAAGACCCCCUUAUGGCUCUGCAGGCGCUGAGCCUGGCCACCCUCAACACCGCCAGCUUCGCCAUCAUGAUGGCCGGCGGCAUCUCCUGGGCCUUUGACAUAUCGUCCAUUGACGAUCUCAAGCGGCUUACGCGCCGCUCAAUCCACGCCCAUGCCGGCCAGGCUGAUCAGGCUGCCGAGGACGAGGUUGCGCAGUGGGUGGCCAAGACGCUCGGCAUCAAGGAGAAGCCGCCAUCAUCAGACCACGACAACUCCAAG